Messenger RNA from Diutina rugosa, 1116 nucleotides. It is a transcript of the gene LYS1, whose product is annotated as saccharopine dehydrogenase (NAD+, L-lysine-forming). Lineage: Eukaryota; Fungi; Ascomycota; Pichiomycetes; Serinales; Debaryomycetaceae. The record is from RefSeq and is a predicted model, not a curated record. The transcript has a single exon. Bases 1 to 1116 code for a protein of 371 amino acids. Gene Ontology annotation, molecular function: saccharopine dehydrogenase (NAD+, L-lysine-forming) activity. Gene Ontology annotation, cellular component: cytoplasm.
AUGUCCAAUCAAUCCAAUCCGGUUAUUUUGCAUCUCAGAGCCGAAACCAAGCCCCUCGAAGCGAGAGCGGCGUUGACCCCGCAAACCACCAAGGCGUUGCUUGACGCCGGGUUCAAGGUGUACGUGGAAGAGCUGUCGCAGCUGACUUUCUCCUCCGACGAAUACAAGGCCGUGGGUGCUGAAAUUGUCCCUGAAGGCCUGUGGGUCGACGCUCCCACCGACAGAAUCAUCUACGGUUUGAAGGAGUUGCCAGAAGACAGCUUUCCGUUGAAGCACACCCACAUCCAAUUCGCCCACUGCUACAAGGACCAGGCCGGGUGGAAGGACGUGUUGCGUCGUUUCCCUGAAGGUAAGGGUACUCUCUACGACCUUGAGUUCCUUGAAAACGACCAAGGCCGCCGGGUGGCCGCUUUCGGCUACUACGCCGGUUUCGCUGGUGCCGCCAUUGGGGUAUUGGACUGGGCUUUCAAGCAAACCCACAGCGACGACGAAAACUUGGGCGGUGUUACCCCUUACCCUAACGAAGACGAGUUGAUUGCUCACGUCAAGAAGGAAUUGGCUACCGCGUUGAGGGCCAACGGCGGUGUCUACCCCAAGUGUCUCGUCAUUGGUGCUCUCGGCCGUUGUGGCUCGGGAGCCGUCGACUUGUUCAAGAAGGUGGGCAUCCCUGAUGCCGAAAUCCAAAAGUGGGACAUGGCCGAAACCGCUAAGGGUGGCCCGUUCAAGGAGAUCGUCGACCUGGACAUCUUUGUCAACUGCAUCUACUUGUCGAAGCCCAUCCCUCCCUUCAUCGACUUCGACCUGCUCAACACCCCCGACAGAAAGUUGCGCACCAUUGUCGACGUCCUGGCCGAUACCACCAACCCCCACAACCCCAUCCCCGUGUACACUGUUGCCACUGUGUUCAACGACCCCACCGUCCCUGUUGAAACCACCGCCGGCCCCAAGUUGCUGGUGUGCCUGAUCGACCACUUGCCGUCGCUCUUGCCCCGGGAAGCCUCGGAGUUCUUUGCUCGCGACUUGUUGCCCCUGUUGUUGGAGCUCCCCAACCGCGAAAACUCGCCGGUAUGGGUGCGGGCUAAGGCCUUGUUUGACAAGCACGUGGCGAGAUUGUAA